CUAAAAAUGACCGAAGACACCGCUUCACCCUUCUGCAUUAAGCUCGUAGCCACUCAAAUGAAGAAACUCUCCACUGACGUCAUUAUCGUGGAGAAAAGUGACGUGGAAAACUGCCCGGAAGUGACUCCGGAUGACGUUGAGCUUCUGACAUUCGUCGAAGUCUACGAAGAGCUGUGCAAAUUCAUCGGAAUGCUCGGAAAAAUCUUUGAAUUUGUGGAGAAAGAUGUUCGUGAGAAGAUUGAUCUUCUGAAGGAGCUUCAUACGGCGAAUCCAGAAGGAUACAAAACUGUAGUUGCUCUUGUUCACAGUGAAAAACCAAUGGAGAAGAAUGGAAAAGAGAGUGGAGCAGUGGCAAUUUUACAUUUAAAUCGGGCUCUCGAGUUCAUCGUCGAGUUCAUGUAUGCGGCAGUGGCUGCCACUAACGAUGACAGCAUUCCCAAGAUUUGCAAGGAAUGCUAUGAUGGAACCCUGGCAAAACAUCAUCCAUGGAUCAUUCGUACCGCUGUCAAAGUGGCCGUAUACACUCUCCCAACACGUGAAAAAAUGCUUGACUACCUUAAAGCAGGAUCUGUCACCGACGAAUCGCUGAUCCGUGUGCUCAUCGAUGACGUCGUCAGCCACGGAAAAAUUGUUCAUUCGAGAAUCAACACCAUCUACACUGUCCACGAGCUCCAUAAAAUCGCAUAAUGGUCUUGGAAAAUCGAUUUGUCUGCACAAAAUUGUUCUGAAAAUAUAAUUUCCCUCUGAAAAUCCUCAUUUUUAAGCCAUUCUGAUCCAAUCAAAAACACAUUUUUAGCCCAAACUACGCAUUUUCAUGUCCAUAAUGUAUUUUUACCCUCCAAAUUUAUUGGUUUUCAUCCAUUUCUUCCCCAUUUCCACUGUGAUUUAAUCCCAAUCGCCCUCUUUUUCUGGAAAAAUCGCAUAAUGUGCCUUUAACUUGCAUCCUGUAACAUGUAUUGCGUGUCUUUACAAUUAAAACGAGAUUUUUUUUG
Messenger RNA from Caenorhabditis elegans, 992 nucleotides. RefSeq names its product Glycolipid transfer protein domain-containing protein (gene tag-296). NCBI's taxonomy places the organism in Eukaryota, Metazoa, Nematoda, Chromadorea, Rhabditida, Rhabditidae. Gene Ontology annotation, cellular component: cytoplasm. Gene Ontology annotation, molecular function: lipid transfer activity. The record is from RefSeq and is marked reviewed. Gene Ontology annotation, biological process: ceramide 1-phosphate transport; intermembrane lipid transfer. Bases 7 to 687 code for a protein of 226 amino acids. The transcript is spliced from 4 exons.